GCUGAUUGGUAGGUGCUUGCAGCCUGCACAGCAGCCUGGCUUCCGAGGUCGGACUUCUACACCCGCCUCCAGACCGGAGAGGGGUACGAACUCGCACCACGGCGGCCUUCAGGCAGCCGCGGGAUAGUCCCUGAGAGCUUGUUCAGAAGCAAGCACCCCGCAGCCCUAGCGAUCCAGCCCUCCCCUGGGCCCUAGAUUACGGCAGUCAGCCCCCUGCUGCUGUCCCCUAACCCCGAGGCCCGAUGGGUCCCGCGGGGGUCGCAGCGAGGCCGAGGCGCUUCUUCGGCGUCUACCUGCUCUACUGCCUGAACCCCCGGCACCGGGGCCGCGUCUACGUGGGGUUCACUGUCAAUCCUGCUCGUCGGGUUCAGCAGCACAACGGCGGUCGCAAAAAAGGCGGGGCCUGGAGGACUAGCGGGCGAGGGCCCUGGGAGAUGGUGCUUGUUGUGCACGGCUUCCCAUCCGCCGUGGCUGCCCUUCGGUUCGAGUGGGCCUGGCAGCACCCGCACGCCUCGCGCCGCCUAGCGCACGUGGGGCCGCGCCUGCGUGGAGAGACGGCCUUCACGUUCCACUUGCGCGUGCUGGCACACAUGCUGCGCGCACCGCCCUGGGCGCGCCUCCCGCUGACGCUGCGCUGGCUGCGCCCUGACCUCCGCCAGGACCUCUGCCUGCCGCCACCGCCUCACGUGCCCCUGGCCUUCGGGCCUCCACCGCCCCAGGCCCCGGCCCUAAGGCGCCGUGCAGGUCCCUUUGAUGACGCCAAGCCUGAGCUAGACCAAGGGGAUGCAGGGGCCUGCUGCGCCCUGUGCGCCCGGACCAUCCAGGAUGAACAGGGACCCUUGUGUUGCCCCCACCCUGGCUGCCUCCUAAGGGCCCACAUGAUCUGCCUGGCAGAGGAGUUCCUUCGGGAAGAACCGGGGCAGCUUCUGCCCCUAGAGGGCCAAUGCCCUAGCUGUGAGAAGUCACUGCUGUGGGGAGACCUGAUCUGGCUGUGCCAGAUGGACACUGAGAAAGAAGCAGAAGACUUGGAAUUAGAGGAGGCACACUGGACAGAUCUGCUGGAGACCUGAUCCUUGGUGUCCCUGUUCCCUUCCUACCUCUUUUCUGUGCCACCUGCCACGGAUCCAGAUAUGGCGGAUUUUUACUUGAAUACAAUAAAAAAAAAGUCUGAGUCAA
This is a messenger RNA of Cebus imitator (Panamanian white-faced capuchin), 1176 nucleotides long. RefSeq names its product SLX1 homolog A, structure-specific endonuclease subunit (gene SLX1A). Gene Ontology annotation, biological process: double-strand break repair via homologous recombination. The transcript is spliced from 6 exons. Gene Ontology annotation, cellular component: Slx1-Slx4 complex. Lineage: Eukaryota; Metazoa; Chordata; Mammalia; Primates; Cebidae. The record is from RefSeq and is a predicted model, not a curated record. The coding region runs from base 243 to 1070 and encodes 275 amino acids. Gene Ontology annotation, molecular function: crossover junction DNA endonuclease activity; 5'-flap endonuclease activity.